This is a messenger RNA of Thecamonas trahens ATCC 50062, 1010 nucleotides long. RefSeq lists its product as uncharacterized. The coding region runs from base 1 to 972 and encodes 323 amino acids. The record is from RefSeq and is a predicted model, not a curated record. The transcript is spliced from 2 exons. NCBI's taxonomy places the organism in Eukaryota, Apusomonadida, Apusomonadidae.
AUGCUAGAGGGCGAGACGGGGAAUGCACACGCGUACACGGUCGCGGUGGGCGUGGUUGUUGUGGCACUGCUGGCGUCACUCGCGGGCGGGCCGGUGCACGCGCCGUUUGAGCCGUGCUCGGUGUACGCAGCGGCUGCGCCGGCUGUGCCGCGCAACAUCCCGCAGCACAUCACGACGCUUGUGACGUCGUACAUUGCGCUGGAGAACGCCAAGCACUCGAUCGAAGAGUACCGCGAGUGGAUGGAGACGAUGGUGUGCAUUGCGUCGCCGCUGGUGGUGUUUGCGGACGCGGCGUCGGCCGAGGUCAUCCGUGGCAUCCGCGAGGAUUGCCUAGACGGCGCCGAUAUUGUGGUCAACGUCGUCGAUGGCUUUGCCGACCUCUACACUGCACAGUGGCAGGAGCAGCUCCAUGCACAGGCGCAUGAAGAUCCCGAGGCCAAGAUCGGGCACUCGGCCGAGCUGUACAUGAUUUGGAACGAAAAGACAGCCUGGCUCGACGAGGUGGCGCGCAAGAACCCGUUUGGCACGCAGUACUUUGCGUGGAUCGACAUCGGAUACUUUCGCGGACCCGAGUACCACACCGAGCGGGCGGCGUUUUACAAGGUGGCUUGGCCUGCGGCGUCGCGGACGCAAGUGUUUGACGCAGGACGGGUGCUCGUCCUCGGCGUCGCGCCGGUGGUGCCCGGCUCGGCCGAGUGCGCCGACGCCGAUGCAGUGUAUGGCUCGUUCUCCAAGCGCGGCGUCGGCGGCGGGUUCAUUGGUGGGACGGCGGCGGCGAUUGCACGGUGGCGCAAGGCAUACUACGAGCUCAUGGGCAGGUUCUUGGGCGAGGGUCGGUUUGUGGGCAAGGACCAGGUGACGAUGGCGGCGGUGGCGUGCUGGCAGCCCGACGUUGUCGAGGUUGUGCCAGCGUGCGGCGGCGACUGGUUUUAUAUGGCCUCGUAUCUGCGGGAGCUGCGGCUACAGGGAUGAUGACAGGAGAAGGAGUUUGUGAAGAAGAGGGAGAGAGC